GUUUAUGGCCUCCAAGAUUGUAGGCGAGGCAGCUCGGAUAUUGGGUGAUGUGGACAGUGAUGGCAUAUGGGGUCCUGUCACAGCGACGUUGGAUUGGUGUGAGGCUAAUUAUCAAUUCUCGCAUUAUAUUGCCGAGAUGGCAAACUCCCUUUCCAAUCUCAUCACUGUGUGGUUUGCCGUCAAAGGUGCGAGACAAACGAGCCGGUACGAUCUUCCUCGACGGUAUCAGUUUUACUGGGCGGGUCUUCUCCUAGUAGGCCUCGGGUCAUUUGCCUUUCACGCCACCCUACUCUAUGGUCCCCAACUGGCAGACGAACUCCCCAUGAUCUAUGUCGCCUCAUGGAGUUGUUUCCUUCUUUACGACACGCAGCCUGGAUUUAAUCUGCGCAAUCGACGGAGUACGACUUUAUUAUUCGCCAUGGCUGCAUUCGAUAUCCUCUUCACCGCGAGCUAUUUCGUAUACAGAAACCCUAUAUACCAUCAGUUCAUCUUCGCAUGCACGAUCCUCACCACGGCUGGACGCGUCACCUAUCUUGUCCACAGCUCUUCAGAGCAGACGACCAAGAUUCCCGCCCACACCAAACAGACUGUCUUGAAGAUGUUCUGGACUGGCGCGGCAAUGUUCUCGCUUGCAUUCAUCAUCUGGAACCUCGACAAUGUGUUUUGCGGGACCUUGACACAAUGGAAACGCAAGGUCGGAUGGCCAUUUGCUUUUUUACUUGAAGGCCAUUCUUGGUGGCACGCUCUAACCGCUUCUGGAGUGUACCUCAUGAUGGAAGGUGUCAUAUAUAUGACGCUAUUAGUCAAGGACAAUCAUCAGAAGUACGGACUGGAGUAUACACGGGUGGGUUGGCCUUACGUUGUACGCAUUCCUUCCGGAAGCGUGGAUGGAAAACCUCAAAAGAGGUAAUGCCCUAUUUUCGGCUCGAUAUACUUAGAACCUAUACGGUUGGUGUGGCUUCUUGAGGAGACCUGCGAAGGCAAUGGUAACACACGUACCGUGCCCAUGGCAGAUGAGUUGUAAUCGAAGUGACUGAGAUAAUGUACGGGUUAUAUCGCUUUCCGCCCUCCAGUACAUACUGUGUCUGUGCCC
This is a messenger RNA of Stereum hirsutum FP-91666 SS1, 1093 nucleotides long. Its product is annotated as alkaline phytoceramidase. NCBI's taxonomy places the organism in Eukaryota, Fungi, Basidiomycota, Agaricomycetes, Russulales, Stereaceae. Gene Ontology annotation, cellular component: endoplasmic reticulum membrane. The record is from RefSeq and is a predicted model, not a curated record. The transcript is spliced from 8 exons. Bases 5 to 910 code for a protein of 301 amino acids. Gene Ontology annotation, biological process: ceramide catabolic process; ceramide biosynthetic process.